Phymastichus coffea is the source of this 7692-nucleotide messenger RNA. RefSeq lists its product as uncharacterized. The record is from RefSeq and is a predicted model, not a curated record. Bases 250 to 3726 code for a protein of 1158 amino acids. NCBI's taxonomy places the organism in Eukaryota, Metazoa, Arthropoda, Insecta, Hymenoptera, Eulophidae. The transcript has 3 exons.
CUCAAUAUCGCCGGCUGAGCGUCGUGUAGCAUUGAGCAACGCUAGACCACGCGGGGUCGAUGACCUUUGCGAAUCGAUUCGACAUGUUGACGACUUUGAAAGCUGCCACGUUUCCGAAGGCGACCAAGUACAAAGAGAAUUUUUCAAGGCAUAAUGAAAGCGACGCCGGACGAGCGAGCCCGCAUUAGAUAAAAUCGUACGUUCUGAAAUCCGGAUCGCUGCAGCAUUCACUGCGCUUUGGAUGGAGUGAUGAGCUCGGCCCCUACACGGGGCAUAGUGCCCCACCGUCUCAGACGUCACCACCACCAUCACCGUCAUCAUCAGCACCCGCACGACAAGUGCAAGAGACGCGACGACGAGUCCGAGCAGGCGAGUCCCGCCGAGAGCAGCGAGGACGGACCUGCCGCCGCCGAGCGGCCUCUGCCACGGGGCUGCUUGGACGCGGGCAAAGCCGAGUCGGCGGAGAGCCGGCCGAAAGUCAAUCCGAUAUUCCUGUGGGCCGCGCAACGCGAGCAGCGGAUAGUCGAGGUCAGAUGCGAGGACUACGACAAGCGAAAUCGAAUCAAGCUGACGAAAACCGCUCAAGGAUGGCGCUCGAUACCUCGCACGGUCCUCACCACCUACUCCCCGGAAUCCGUGGCCGAGGAGCAGCCCAACGGGCAGGCCGCCUCCCUCGUCGCCUCUCGCAAUGAGGAGAAAGAGAAUUCGUCGAGGAAAGCGCCGACGAUGAGGCACAUCAAGAAGGACCGAAUCGAGAACGCUGCGGCCGUCUACGCUGGCCGGCUUUCCGAGGUCAAGGACGACCACGAGAAAAUCAAGCGGAAGCGCAAAAAGCACGCCGGCUGCACCAAGAAUAAAAGGCGAAAGAGCGACUUGGAGCAAGAGGACGCUAGCGACGAGAUUGCGAUGACGGUAAACUGGAAAAUGAAGAAGCGCAAGAAAUACGACAAAAACAAGAAACGGAAAAAAAUUCGUCUGGAUAAAGAGGCGACUCACGCCGAUCGUAUAAACAAUGCCGACAAGCUGAAAAUCAAAGAGGAGAACCCGACGAUGUCGAAAUCACGUAAUACUCGUGAAACAGCUGAUUCGGGAGAUUCUGCUUUGGCCGUGAAAAGAGAUUCUAAAAGUUGUUUGGAUAGCUCCGAGAAAAGUGUUGCUUCGAUCGACGACGAUGCUAAACGAAGUAAUUUCAAAGUCAUACAGAAAAGUCGACAUUUUCAGCCGAGAGUGGUUCUAGAACAAUUGCAUUUCCCAUUAUUGCCAACGAAAAAAAUGCUUCGCGGCGUCAAAACUGAACUAUUCCAAGUCGAAGCAGAAGAAAGCAAAAACAUUGAUAAAAUCCAGUACAAUGGCGUCGCAAAAAGUAACAGGCAUGCGAGCAAUGAGCCUCCGGUCGUUAUUGACGUCGAUGAAGCUAUUAUAAAUAAUGAGGAUUUACAAGAAAUAUUGAAUAAACUCGACGCAAAUCACAUUCCAAUCGAUAUUGAUAAAACAAAAUUCAAUUUGAUUGAAAAUAAUGAGCUACCUAGAAAUUGUACAAAGCUAGGAGUCUCUAUAGAUGUUAAUAAGAGGAGCGACAAUGUGACUAAAUCAUUCAAAGGAUGUGAUAGUCGACACUCAACUUCAGAGAUACAAAAUACAUUUCAAGAUAAAAGAAAAUCGCGCCCCGGAAGUAGAAGUUUGGAUGAAACCAUUGAAAGAUUAGAAAAAUCAAUAAGUUUCCAGAAGAAAUUUGAUAGCACAUCAGACAUUUCAUCGGUAGAAGUAUCCAAGCUUCAGCCGAAAGUUUAUCAACAAUUCGAGUUCCAAAUAGAUGACAAAUCUGAUGUGCAGAAUGUAACUACUACUGACUGUUCGACGUCUUUAGUGGUGCAAGGGAACGACGAAAAAAAUCACUUUAAAAAAGACAUUAUUGAAAAUUCAAAAAGCUUAGCUAUAUUAAAGAACAAGCCAGAUAUAACUGUGUCGUUGGUGGAUCAGGAAAAAGAUGAAACGUCAGCAAAAAAUACAGUUCCCAUGAGUACUUUACCAGACUCACAAACUGAACUAAUUGACAAUGAAGAAUCUCACCAUGGUAAUUUAAGUUGUAAUGUAGCCGAAAUCAUAUCUCCUGAUUCGAAAAGCCGCGUAGAUUCUCCGGAAAGUACAGUGAACUUCUCAAAACAUGAAGAUUUGUACGAUUCACGAUCUAGUGAGACAACUGAAGUUGAAUAUUACAAAGCUCGAAUCAAAAAACAUGACAAAUCCCACAGUGACAACGAAAAUUAUAACAACAAUAACGAUAACAUCAAUAAAAACUUUAUUCUCAGGGAGAACGACCGUGUGACUUACAUAAACGAAGUUAGCAAAGAAAGUGUGGUUGACUCUACCAAAAUUGCAAUAAAAAAAUCACCGUUAAAUCAAAACAAAUGCAGUGAAGCUCAAGCUAAGUUGUCAGUUCAGCCAAAAUAUCAAACAUAUGAUAAAUCUGAUAAACAAAUGGUGAGUGAGUUUUGUUGUCAAGUAUCACCGCAGCCUAGUGGUUUACCUUCGUCCAUGUCACCUCAUAGAAGAUCUUCAUCGGUUUACUUGGAACGAUUAUUGCCAAGCCCUCCCUGUUCAGUUAGUUGUUCCGAUGACGCUAAGAAUGAUUUGACUCUUACGAGUAUCUUGUCUAUUUCAAAUGACAAUCUAAAGAGUGCAGGGGCUAAAGAAAUAGACAGAGAGCUUGGUCUUGCCAACGAUUCAGAAAUGAAUUCUGCUUAUGAGGUAUCGAUAAAAGUUGAGAAAGAUGUCAAGCCAGGACAGGAGAAGCCAAUUUUACAAGAACACAGGCCAAAAUUAACAAGCAGCAAACAAGAAAAUCGAAUAUUCUAUGAAGAGCCAGGAGAAUUCGUCUCUGUUGCAUCCGAUUGUGUUUUUUCCAAGCGUCCUCAAUCCGCAGAUCCGGGCAUCGCUCGUAAAAGAACACGAAAUAACAAUAAUAAUUUCUCUACGAAGCCAUAUAUAGACGAUACAGACUAUAUUGAGAAAUCCAAAAUCAAAGAACUGGAAAUCAAUCCCGUGGUAUUCUUAAAUCCUGCGAAUCAAUUACGUGAACUGUUGAGGACUUCUGGGCAUUUGAUCCCAGAUCCAUUAUUAGUUCCAAGGGAUUAUCUACCUUUGAUAGCAAGUACGCCUCUUACGGAAAUACCAAAUUUACUAGCCACGAGGCCAGAAUUGCGAUUACCAGAAGCGCUAACAAGGCCGGAAUUAUUAACAGACCCGGAUCUCUUGGUUAUUUCUCUAGCACAUCUUCAGCAUGUGCUUGAUCAUGGAGAAGCUUCUUUCAGAAAGCCUUACCAAACUCAUCAACCGAUAUUAAGUUCGACGGAUGAAAGUAAGGAUGAUGUUGUGAAAGACCAGAGUACUGCUGAGAAAUACCGACCAAAACUGAGUGUCAAACCUAUUGGAAAGCUGAUGCCCGCUCCAAUGGAUCUUUCCAAUAAUCAAAAACCGGGCCCAAAGCCACCACUUUUGAGGGUACGAAGUGGACUUCUUAAGCAAGAGUCGGAAGUCUCAUCAACGGCUAGCUCUCCAGAUGAUUUACAACUUUGGCAUCCAUUAUUUGGAAGUCAAAAACAACGACAGCAGCAGCAGCAGCAGCACCAGCAGCAGCACCAGCAGCAGCAGCAGCAGCGACAGCAGCAAUCUCCGGAGCAAAAGCCGCAUCAAGCUUCUUGGCACAGAACGACGUUAACUUCCUGACCAGCACGGUCUCGACUCAGGUCCUGACAGCGGUUCUCCUAUUCCCAGGUCACCAACGAAAGCAGCCUUAGAGUAGCAUUGGUGCAGCUUCAAAAAAUAAGCAAAGUUGCUCACGUUGAGAAAGCUCGUAUUUUCGGUUCUUCGACAGACACGGCAUUAACCACACUGCGUCGGAGCCAGCGAAAAGUUUCUCGCACGGUGAAUAGUUCCAGGGUAAAGUUCAACGAGUCUAAGAGAUGAAGAGAAAAUAGCCGAUCGAUUUGCAGUACUUGCAGCUUGCGCACUCUAAAGCGCCAACGAUUUUAUUAACGUCAGUGACGCUCUUACACUGUGCGUUACUCAUUUUUUCAUUGUUUUUCGGAUUAUCAUUGACCUCCGGAUAGCUUGCUGCCAGCCAAUUGCAGUGGCCAUUCGCAUUGCAGUUGAUUUUUCCAAAUUUAUGUGCCUGCAAUUUAUUUGCGCGUAUUCUAUUGGGUACUGCUUGCCACCGUAAACAUCACAGCAAGAAGGGAAUUAAUUUCCAAAAAUUGCUAGCUUACCGUACAAACAUUUAUUACGUUUUUUCCAUCAGAUCGUUCAUCUACGUCAACACCGUCAGCAUAUUAUUAAUGGCUUCGUGAUAUUUACAUUUAUACUAUUUGAAAACGAGGUAGAAAGAAAGAUAAAAGACUGUUCAAAGCGUAUUAAAGUAGGCACGUAAGAUUUUCGAUCGAUGUUAUGCGCUUCUCACUAGAAUUUAAGUGAUUUGUAAAUUUUAUGUUAAUUACAUAAGUAAAUGUGAAUAAUUAUCAGAUAUGUAUAAUUACGAUUUUUAAGAGAAACUAACAUUUUUAUCAACUAGAAGAUAUAUCGAGAUGAACAUGAAGAUUUUUUUUAAUUAGCCUACAGAAAAAAUGCCGAUGAUUGGACUUUAUUUAAAUGUAUUUUAAUAGUUUUGUUGAAAGUUCGAACGCAAUCAAUAGGAUAAGUUCUGAUUUGUAUAAUUUCACGAUAGUAUUUAACAAUAGAAAAACAUGUAUGUAAAUAUUUAUUCAGUAUUCCAAUGCCAAUAGUAAUUGUUCUACAAUUACGUUAUAAUCGAGGGGAGAUAAGUCAUCGAGUUCCAUAUGGCAAUGAAAUGGGCACACUCUUAAUAGAGAAAAGAGAAAGGAUUUACAUUGCAAGAAGGAAAAGCAGCGUCGCGUAUUGUCAGUUUCCAUCGGAACGAGCGCGACUGCUUCGGAAUGAAAUGAUAUAUUGUGAACAUGCCUGAGCUACUUUUAUUUCCAUGUCUUUGUCUGUCAAGACUUUUGUGCGAUCGUUUGCAUACAAUGAUGGCUACGAACGAGCGCCAGUAGAUAAGGCGUUAACCAAAUAUGCGUUCUCGUUCCUUGCGCACUGUUUGCUUCACUGCGAUACGUUGCAAUUCACUGCAUGUAUAGCUCACUACAUGUCCAACUAUUGUUAUUAUUUUUGGUAGAAAAAUAUUCAAGAUGUGUGUGACAUUGGGUCAAUGAGUCAACAAACUGUUGAAGGCAUUUGUUCAGAUGUACCUACAUCUUACGUAGUUCAUAGUUGUAAAAUCAAAUAUUACUUGAAACGGAGCGAGAUAGGAAUAUUAUCGAAUAAGACAUUCUUAAGGACGUAGGUGCUAUUAAUUGUACAAUUAAAGCUGAGUUGAUUCAUUGAAAACCGGACAAAUUCGAGUAAACAUUUCGAUCAGGAUUCACGUCUAACGUAAUUGAGACAAAUCAAAAAUAGACAUCUCGUAAGAUUUUCUUUAGAGUUCGUAGCAGCAAUUAGAUGAGAUAUAUUCCAUUUUUUCAAUGCUAAUAAAUUAUUUAGUUGUUUACUUCUAAGUGGACUUUCGAAAAAUAAAUUGACCAAGUAUGGUGAUCAACGCAAAGAGAAAUAUAUACUAAAAUCGAAAACAAUAGAAAACUAAAUAUAAACUCAAUUGGUUAUUUUUAUUUUUGAUCGUUACACGGUUUAAGUAUUUCGCGUUUAGAUCGGUGCAUUAUGAAUAACUUUUGUUUUACAUCGACGCUCUCGUGUUAAUAGUUGUUUUGAAAUAUACUAAUGCUCAAUAAAAUUACGACUCAUAAAUGUAAUACUGUCUAUUUCUUUAUACUUAUUAUGUUUUUUGCGGCUAACCAAUGUGACGUCAGCGCUCACAAAUAACCUAAUCAUUAAGUAUAUCAUGAAUGCAUUACCAAAUGUGAACUAAUAUAGUAGUAUGUCUGUGUGACGAAUAUCGCAAAUAUGUACAGAGUCAUGUGUAACUAAUUCUAGCUGGAAAUGUUUUUCAAUCUAGUUAAUGUGUAACUAUACUUCGUAAGGAUUGAGAAUGAACGUUAUAACAGUGGUGCGAUUUUAACACGAAAGAAAUAAAAUAAGUAUGCAUGUAGUGUGCAAUGGAGAGAUAAGAAAAUUAGGUAUACUUAAUUAGGUAUAUUAACUUACAAUGAAAAAGGCUUUUUACAAGAGAACUCGGAAUAUGACCAAAUGAGAACAAAUGUGAGCGAGAUAAAAAUAAAAAAAGGACAUCUGUCAAUAAUGAUGUUUUUCUAGGCAGAAUUAGUCACUCGUAUACAGAAUACAGCAUAAAAAAGUUGUGGAAUCUAAUCAAUACAAUUACAAACCGCAUGAUGCAAAUUCUAUUGCAUGUGGUAAAUAGUACGGCAAAAUAAUUUUUCUACGGUAAUUGAUGAAACAUUAACUAUUUAUUUUUCAAAUCUGUGCUGUAUACGUACAAGUAAUAAUUUAUAUUUUUCUACAGUGAUGGUCAAUACUUUAUUACUUUAGUUCCGUUUCUCUAAUGAUUUUCAUCGAUACAAAUUUUAAUUAGGACUUUGAACAUUUUCUUCAAGAGAAUUAUUUUAAAUAAAUAUAAUGAGGUAUCAUUCAUGAAUUUCGAUUUGAUUCCCAUUAUUAACGCAAUUUCAAGAUGGAGCAAGAAGAAGAAUUAUUUCGAAUGUUUUUAUUUUAUUCAAUCCGAUAAUGAAUUAUGCAAUUACGAUUACUUCACCGUUACAAUGUGCAUUUCUUAAAAGAAAUAUAUUAACAGUGAGUAUAACUGUUCAUAUUCUGAAAUACACGUAAUCAAAAAAAUGUAGUUAUGAAAUUCUUCAAAAUCAACGUUAUCAAUGCACUAUUGAUAAAAAGUGUAGAAAACGUCGAAGUAAAUAUGAAAUGUUAACAUUUCAAUUCCAUUUAUAUUGUUGCGCUCAUGUGUAUACUGAAAGUACACGCAAAUCCGUAAUAAUAUAAAAAAUAUCAAAAAUAUACUGAACUAGCAUAUUAAAAAUAUACUUAUAUGUAUUAGUCAUCAUAGAUAUAAAUAUAUGAUUUCUAUUUAUACCAUUUCAUUACGUUUGUACAAGAAAAUUUUCAGCAGCAAAAUUUUCAUUGUAAGGAAAUUCAAUCAUUAUUUUCUUUUACAGUUUUUAGCUUUUGAAUUAUUAAAAGUUAUCAAAUUAACUUGUUUCCUCAUUGUAUGAAAAAUUGAUUAAAUAUGGAAAUAUUGUGUGCAAUACAAAUAAUAUACAGACUUUGAGUAAGAUGGUGAAAAGUAAGAAAGUUUGGAUCAAACUUGACUGUUUAGUCUUUAGAUUCUAUUAGGUUACGAAAAUGAAAUAUUUUAUUGGUAUAUUAACAUUGAUUAUAAGAAAUGACAUGAUAUGUAAAUACAUGAAAUAAAUAUAAAUAAAUAAAUUAAACUUUACCAGUUUACUAUGUAUUGCAAAAUUAUAUGUUUAUCAUCAAUCAAUUUACGUAUAUAUGUUGCCAUUGUAAUCAAUAAUCGUCUUUUACUUUGCAAAACGAUAAGCAAAAUAUGCGUGUAUUUUUAUAUUUUAUACUUACAAUUAGUUGGUGGGAUUGGCGAUCACGCGCGCAAAUAUUGCGGCGUAAAUAGGCCAAAACACAUUGCAAGCUUAUAGUAUGAUGACGUGUUUCUUCAAAUUCGUCGUUCUGAAAUUAAGAAAA